Colletotrichum navitas is the source of this 1379-nucleotide messenger RNA. RefSeq names its product retinol dehydrogenase 12. The record is from RefSeq and is a predicted model, not a curated record. The transcript has 2 exons. The coding region runs from base 280 to 1284 and encodes 334 amino acids. Lineage: Eukaryota; Fungi; Ascomycota; Sordariomycetes; Glomerellales; Glomerellaceae.
GUUCCAUUGUUUAAGGACCUGUACUCACUCAGGGGUGGUGUAUUAACAAGACAACGUCGUCCGUCCGUCCGCCGCCUUCAGCCGAACUUAUGCAAUCAUGUGUGGAAUCUUGGAGAAUUAGAGAGCUGCAGCUUGCCGAUAACGAUAAUUAUCAUGCCAUCCAAUUCAACAUUGUAUAAAAAAAAACUGUGGCCCCCAUUGGAUCAGGUUUACUAAGGUUAGAUACUGUUAAACUGGUUGAUCCUUGCCGACCUCACUACCCCCUACACACAAGCAACUAUGUCGGCAAAACUUCAGGCUGAUGCUGCAUUCGAGGCCACAGUUCGAGGCUUCCUGCGCCGGCAACGUGUAGCGCCCACGCCUUUACCUACCGACUUGCGUCUCACAGACCAAACCGCCAUCGUCACGGGAAGCAAUGUAGGCCUUGGUCUGUCGGCGUCCAGGCAGCUGCUGGAAAUCGGGCUCUCCCAUCUGAUCAUGGGCGUGCGUUCCCAGGCCAAAGGCGACGCAGCAGCGAGCCAGCUGCGCAAAGACUUCCCGGACUCCCGGGUGUCCGUCUGGAUUCUUGACAUGGAAUCAUACGAAUCCAUCCGCCAAUUCGCCGACCAGUGUGCAUCCUUGCCGCGCCUUGAUAUCGUGAUCCUCAACGCCGGCUUGAUGAUGACGUCAUAUACUCCUGCUGCGGCCACCGGCCACGAGAUUACGAUGCAGGUCAACUACCUCUCGACGGUGUAUCUGUCUCUGCUUCUGGUUCCCAUCCUCAAGUCUAAGAAGAUCCCCGGCGCCUCCAGACCGCCCGUUCUCAGUGUCGUGGGGUCCGAUUCGGCGUACAUCGCUUCACUAAAGACAACGAACCCGGUACUGCCGCAGUGUGAUGACCCCAAGGAGUACUGGGUUGAGACCGCGUACAUGAGGUCGAAGCUGCUGCUCGUAUUUUUCGUUGCGAAGCUCGCCGAGCUUGUCAACCCGAACGAUGUCCUGAUCAACGUAUCGAAUCCCGGUUUGACUGGAGGAACAGCCCUGGGUGAUAAACAGCCCUAUAUAGUACAGAAGAUCUUUGGCGUUAUUCAUUACUUCUUAGCGAGACCGCUCGAUGUUGGUGCUUCUGUGUACCUCAACGCGGCUUUAGUCCAAGGCGUCGAGAGCCACGGGAGUUUCAUCAGCGAAUGGACAAUCAAGCCAUUCCCACCAAUUUUGUACACGGAAGAAGGACGUGAGAUUGGGGAAAGACUGGUAGAGGAGACCAUGAAGGAGUUGAAGCCUGCUGGCGCCUCGUUACCUUGAACAGCGUAUUGCAAGAGUAUACUGUGGUCUGAAUUGUCGCGUAUUGAAUAGUUGUUAAUUUGAUGUUCAGUUCAGCGUCUUGGUCAAUGCAGCAU